Molecule: messenger RNA, 2067 nt
Organism: Physeter macrocephalus (sperm whale)
Lineage: Eukaryota; Metazoa; Chordata; Mammalia; Artiodactyla; Physeteridae
Product: C4b-binding protein alpha chain
Source: RefSeq, a predicted model, not a curated record
AUGGCCGGCCCUUUGUUGCACCCUUCUGAGCAGCACUCAGUGAUAGACCAACUUCUGGAGGUCAUGCAUUUCUGGAGUACUGAUCAUGUGCCAGGCAACUCAGCAUAUUGCCGGAACUCCUCACCCUCUCCAGCUUCAGGGUGUUCUGGUAAACGCUUAUCUGGGGAGGAGCUAAGCCUAUUACAGAUCAAAGCAGUUUUCUUCAUUUACAAACUACCCAAGGCAGAGUCUUCUUCCUCGGCUACCUGCAGCAGAAAAGUGUUAGCAAAGCACCGGAGCGCUCCAAUUAUGAUCCUUCAUAGAAAGGGGACAAUGGCAUCUUGGCCUUUCUCUGGGCCCUGGAGAGACUCUGAUCCAAUUCUGUUCCAAGUGACCUUGGUUGCUGCUCUGUUGGCUACUGUUCUUGGCAUUUGUGGUCCUCCACCUUAUUUACAAUUUGCUUCUCCAAUAAUUGAGUUGAACGAGACAGAGUUUGAAACUGGAACUACUCUGAAAUACAGCUGCCGCCCUGGCUACAGUAGGACAAGUUCAAGAAGUUACAGUGUUACCUGUGACUCAACAGGCAGUUGGAAAUACAGGGACUUCUGUGUCAGGAAACGAUGCGGAAACCCAGGAGAAUUACUUAACGGUCAAGUGACAGUUAAGACAGAUUACUCUUUUGGAUCACAAAUAGAAUUCAGCUGUUCAGAAGGGUAUAUCUUAAUGGGCUCAGCCACUAGUUUUUGUGAGGUCCAAGAUAAAGGAGUUGGCUGGAGUGAUCCUCUCCCCAUUUGCGAAAUUGCCAAGUGUGAGCCUCCUCCAGCCAUCAUCAAUGGGAAGCACAAUGGUGGAGAUGAAGACGUCUACACUUAUGGCUCUUCUGUCACCUACAGCUGUGACCCUGACUUCUCAAUGUUAGGCACAGCCUCCAUUUCUUGCAGACUGGAAAAUAAGACAAUAGGUGUCUGGAAUCCAAGCCCUCCUACUUGUAAAAAAAUCACUUGUCCUCAGCCAGUGGUUAAAGAUGGAAAAAUAAUCUCUGGAUUUGGACCCAUCUAUACUUAUAAACAGUCUAUUGUAUUUGACUGCGAUAAAGGUUAUCUUCUCAAGGGCAAUAAGUUAAUCCACUGUGGAGCUGAUAACAGCUGGCAUCCUCCUCCUCCCAUUUGUGAACUCAAUGGCUGUGCUGGCUUACCAUACAUCCCCCAUGCCUUCUGGAGAUAUUAUGGCUACCAGAAGCCAACAGAAGAGGAAGUGUACGAUAUUGGGACUGCACUGAGGUACUCCUGCCUUUCUGGAUAUAAACCCAAGGCAGAUGGGCCCACGACUGUGACUUGUCAGAGAAAUUUGGAGUGGACCCCAUACGUACAAUGUGAGGAGGUUUGUUGCCCAAUACCAGAACUGAACAAUGGCAGAAUCACUCUACUGAGAAAAAGCAGCAUUGUCAAUAGCUGUACCUAUUUCUAUGAAGAUGAGGUUUCAUAUACAUGUCAUAUGAAAUAUACAUCUCAUGCCAGAUGCACAGCAGAUGGCACGUGGAGUCCCAAAACACCAGAAUGUUACCCAGAUUGCGAUUCUCCUCCUGUCAUUGCCCAUGGACAUUAUAAACGAGUCAGUUCACUCCUUGGAUUUAAAAAUGUCGAAGCUACAUAUGAAUGUGAUGAAGGAUACACCCUGGUUGGAAAGAACAAAGUCUCCUGCACUCUUUCAGGCUGGUUACCUGCAGCCCCUCAAUGUAAAGCUUUGUGUCUGAAACCAGAGAUAGAACAUGGGAGGUUAUCUGUGGAUAAGGAUGGAUAUGUUGAACCUGAAAAUGUCACUGUCCAGUGUGACUCUGGCUAUGGUUUGGUUGGUUCCCAAAGUAUCACUUGUUCAGGAAACAGAAUGUGGUACCCGGAGGUGCCCAAGUGUGAGUGGGAGAGCCCUGAAGGCUGUGAGCAAGUGGUCACAGGCAAGAAACUCAUGCAGUGUCUCCCAACCCCAGAGGAGGUGAGAUCCGCCCUGGAGGUGUAUAAGCUGUACCUGGAGGUUCAACAACUGGAGCUUCGGAAAGAUGGCAAGCAAGCCACUCAGGAGUGUUCACUGUAA